AUGGACACUGACGCUGAUAUUUGGUCCAGCCAAGAUGACUUUGAUACGGAUCCAACUCUAGUUACAGAAUACCAGGCCGAGAUAUUUGCUUACAAGAAGGAAUUAGAGAUAAUCCAUCUUCCUGAUCCGAAUUACAUGAGUAGACAACAUGAUCUAAGCUGGAAUUAUAGAGUUCAGCUGAUUGAUUGGAUUAUUCAAGUUCAUGAUCGUUUCGAUCUGCUACAGGAAACCAUGCAUCUCUGUGUGAACUACCUGGAUCGCUUUUUAUCCCGAGUUGUCAUUCCUGUCGACCAACUUCAGCUGGCUGGUACAGUUGCCUUACUGCUGGCCUCCAAAUAUGAGGAGAUUCAAUCACCUGCCAUUGAGGUAUUGUCCCACUUGGGUGGAGAUGUCCACGCGCCAGCGAGGAUACGUGAAGCAGAAAUUGGGAUGCUCAAGGCGCUCAACUAUGACAUGGGAGCUCCCGGGCCAAUGAGCUUCUUGCGGAGAAUCUCUCGUGCGGACAAUUACGAUGUUGACAUUCGUACACUUGCUAAAUACCUUAUCGAUGUAACUUUGUGCGAUCAUCGUUUUAUUGGAUUCCCAUCGAGUAUGAUUGCUGCUGUAGGCUAUUGCGCUUCCAUGCGACUAUUAUUCCGUGGAGAAUGGACAGCACAGCAUGUUCACUAUUCCGGAUAUACUGAGCCCAUGCUAGCUACUGGUAUCAAUAUGCUACUCGUCAUGCUGGAGCAGCCUACUCAGACACAUCAAGCCCUGUUCAAGAAGUACAACGAUGAGCGAUACAUGCAUUCGAGUCAAUAUGUUCAUGGUCUUGGCCACAGUAUCCUUAGAUCACUACACAGCAAAAUCCUCGCUCACUAG
Molecule: messenger RNA, 861 nt
Organism: Lobosporangium transversale
Lineage: Eukaryota; Fungi; Mortierellomycota; Mortierellomycetes; Mortierellales; Mortierellaceae
Product: cyclin-like protein
Exons: 2
Coding region: 1-861 (286 amino acids)
Biological process (GO): regulation of cyclin-dependent protein serine/threonine kinase activity; mitotic cell cycle phase transition
Cellular component (GO): centrosome; cytoplasm; nucleus
Molecular function (GO): cyclin-dependent protein serine/threonine kinase regulator activity
Source: RefSeq, a predicted model, not a curated record